AAAAAAAAACACAGAAGAAUUUUAGAGACACGAAAGAGAGCGAGCUCCGUUAGAUUAUAUAAAUUGACAAAUUGAUUAAAUUCUCAUUUGAUAAAAACUCAUCUCUGAGAUUUUUGUUUUCUUUUUUUCACCGCUUCAGAUCACAGAGGGAGGGGAAAAAAAAGAAAAGGGAAGAAAACAAUUUAUGAACUGAUUGCUAAUUUAUCAAUUACUAUAAAAAAUGGAACGAGAAUUCUAAUCGGAUCGUGUGUUUUUAAGUUUUUCUGUAUCUGCACUUUGAAUUCGUGCAUUUUUGGUUGGUCGGUGUUGUCGUCACAGAAAGCUAGAAACUCUUAUUUUUUUGCAAAUUGAAGAAGAAAGAGAGAGGGGAGAGGUUUUUGGUGGCUUCAAAACGGCGUCGUUUAAAGGCACUUUACGCUUUGAUUGCCGCAACGCCAAUGGCUGAACGCCCCGGACUCUUUUGCAAUGUGUUUGGAAGCAAGACGCUUGUGAUUAUCUGAAUCCAUUCCUAUUUAGGGUACUACAAGAAUUGGGGGAAAAAAAAGUCUGUCAAACAUUCUAUGAUCCAGAACGCUGAUAUGGAACUUGAAUCAGGGACUUGUAAUAUUUGCUCAGCUCCUUGUUCAUCUUGCAUGCAUCUUAAUCGAGCUCUAACUGGAACAAAGGCUGAAGAAUGCUCUGAUGAAAAUUGUCGAUCAGGGGAACCCAGUCAGUUUUCUAUGGAUGUGAGUGAUCUAUCUUCUCAUAGGAGUACAGCUUGUGAAAGAUUGAAGCAUGCUGUCAGUGAAACCAGUAACUUGCUUAGUGUUAAUUCUGGUCAUGAAUCUCUGUCUGAAAAUGCUGAAACCACACAAACUUUAUCAGAGAAGUAUCACGAUGCCAAGUGUUUAGAAGGACCUGAUGACAGCUCUUCGUGUAUCAGUAGAAACAGUAAUGCUAAUUUAGUUAGUGAUAGCCAUCAAAGACAUGCAGACAAAAUAAAUAUUUCUUGUAGUUCAUCCUCAGUUAGUCACUUAGGAGUAGAAGGAUCUACAAGUGGGCCAUCUGUUUAUAUAUCAGGCUUGUGUGAGAUACCCUCUUCUAAAGAUGCAGAUAUGCCAGAGAAUUCAUCAGAAUGCUGUGUUGGAAAUGUUGAGUCAUCGCCAACCAAGGAGAUAAUCACUGCUAAUUUUUCAGGUGAAAAAUUUCUUGCAAAUAACAAAGGGCUUGUUAAUGGCACUACUAGCAAGUUUUCGGCAAAAGUAUAUCCAAAGUCAGAAGCAGAUAGUGACAAUGGUGUUGGUGAUGUGAAAGACGAAGAUCGUAAAGUUCCAGCCCAUGAUGGACUGCACGAGAAGCAGGGGGAGCUUGUUAAAUCACCCGUCAAGCCCGAAGCUCAAUCUGGAGAUGUGAGCGAUGACUCAGAUGUUGAGCAUGAUGUAAAGGUAUGUGACAUCUGUGGAGAUGCUGGUCGCGAGGAGCUACUUGCAAUAUGUAGUAGAUGCAGUGAUGGUGCAGAGCACACCUAUUGCAUGCGAGAAAUGCUCGAAAAGGUCCCAGAAGGUGACUGGUUAUGUGAAGAAUGCAAGUAUGCUGAGGAGACUGAAAAACAUCGGCUGGAUGUUGAAGAGAAAAAGGUCCAUAAAGUUUGUUCAACUGCGCAAAUAUCUGGUAAAAGGCCUUCCGAGGGUGAAGAAUUGGCAAAGGCAGGGAAAAGGCAAGCUCUUGAAUCAAGUAAAGGGUCACCAAAGGGGUCAAGCCCCAAGAAAAUAUUUCCACUGUCGCGAGAGUCUUCGUUCAAGAGCAUUGAUAAAGGAAAGUUGAAGUCUGAUCAUCAGACCUCCAUUUGUAACCACUCCAAUGGCAAUGACAUAGAACUUGCUCGUUCUCUAUCUGCUGGUCCUCGGAGUCAAACAGCUAAGAGUACAUUGUUAAAGUCAAAUUCAUUCAACAACAUCAAUUCCAAGCCCAGAGUCAAACUUGUUGAUGAAGUCCCGCAAAAGAAGAAAGGGGCUGGUGAACAUACCUCUAAGAAUAUUGAAAUGCCGGGACGAAUGAUAAGCAAAUCUAGUUCAUUGAAAUCCUCAAAUUUGGGCCAUUCAUGUGCCACUGAAUCAAAAGUCAAAAUGGUUACUUCCAAACCUGGAACUACUGCAGAUCAAAAAGGAUCAAAACUAGCAAAAGAAUCAGGUGCCUCUGAUAGGAAAUUUUUCUCUAGGGUUGAUCGGCCUGUUGUUUGUUCAACCAUGGCUAGUUCUGCUCUUCUGACAUCUAAGAGUGAUCAGAAGCUUACCCCUCGUAGCGAAACUGCUAAACCUUCAACAAUUAACAACAAUCACGAAUUUAAGGUCAACCAAGAUGGGAGAUCAAAUUCAUUAUUGAAGUCUAAGAAUAAUACAAGCCAGAGAACAUCAACCAGUGGUGAUGAAACUCAAUUAGAUGGGCUGCCUCAAUCAAGAGAGAUAACAAAUCAGGUUGAUAAAACCAAAGGUAGUUCUGGUGAUUGUGUGAGGUCUGGUCUUACUAAUGCUUCUGAAAGCCCAUUCUGUCACAAAUGUAAGGAUUUAGGCCAUGCUACAGAAUGUUGCAUGGUUGAUAAACAGGAAUUUGGCCUGGAAGGAUCAGCCACUGGCCCAAACAGUUCAAAAGACAAAACACAUAAAGAUAAUAGACUGAAAGCUGCAAUCCAGGCAGCUUUACUUAGAAGGCCCAAAAUAUGCAAGAGGAAAGAAGUGCCUGACCAAACUGAGAAGUUUCUUACAUCAGCCAUAGACAUGAAGUCCGAAGUCACUUCUCAAGAUAAGGCGUUUGUUAUUGACACUCCAAAGAAUAUUGUUUCUACUGAAGAAACAAAAGUGAGGCAGGAUAUCCUUCAGAAUCCUACAUUUGAAACUUCGUCUUCCAAUGAUUCGAAGCAACAUAGCUUUUGUCCAGCUGAUUUUGGAUCACAACCUAGAAAGUUAGAAUCUGUUGGUCCUACUCCUGGAAAUCCUGUAGUUAGAGACUUUCGCAAUCAAGCUUUGGCUGUCUCAAGUGUUCUUCCAAAGAUAUCAGUCUUUCCAGAAUAUGAAUACAUUUGGCAAGGUGUCUUUCGAAUGCAUAGAAGCGGAAAGCCGCCUGACUUAUGUACUGGUAUUCAAGCGCAUUUAUCCACAUAUGCUUCCCCUAAGGUUCUUGAGGUAGUGAACAAGAUUCUUCCUGAGGUUUCCCUCAAUGAAGUUUCUCGCUUGAGCACGUGGCCUACACAAUUUCAUCAAGGCGGGGCAAAGGAAGAUAAUAUUGCACUUUACUUUUUUGCUAAAGACAUUGAAAGUUACGAGAGACACUACAAGGGUCUACUGGAUCACAUGAUUAGAAAUGAUUUAGCGCUUAAAGGAAUUUUUGAUGGUGUUGAACUUCUUAUAUUCCCCUCCAAUCAGCUUCCUGAAAAUUCUCAGCGUUGGAAUAUGUUGUUUUACUUAUGGGGUGUAUUUAGAGGGCAGAGGAGGAAUAAUUCUGAUUCUGCAAAAAAGAUUUGUAGUCCCAGUUUGAAUGCGUUGCCAGUUCAGAAGGGUUCUCUGACUGCUGUGAUGACUUUGUCUGAAACCCACUGUUCACCAAUGCGGAUGGAUGAACAACCAAUUGCUUGUGGUAAAACCUGCAGUGAAGUUCUCUCAUCCACUUCCAUGGACCAAGGCGAUACUAUUUUAAGUGGGGAUUUUGAUAUUAAAGAAACUAUUUUUGACCAGGCACGUUUGGGUCCACAAGUAAACUUACGGAGGCAAGAUAGUAGAAUCAACGCGGAAUCUGCAUCAAAGAAUCCGACAAGCAGUGAACAAUUGUGCCAACAAAUGCACUCUCCAGGUUCACCUCCGAUGGACAGCACAGAAUCCCCACACCUCCUGAAGCAAUGGGAACGCAUGUGAGUAGCAGGAUUUUGGAAACAAAAAUUGAUUUUGAUAUUUCAGUCAAGGAGAACUCUCUGUCUUCUGGGAUUCCUUCUGCUGGCAAACAAGAGAUAGAUGCUGCAAGCAAUACCUCAAAGAAUCAAAUUUCAGAAAGAA
Molecule: messenger RNA, 4022 nt
Organism: Arachis duranensis
Lineage: Eukaryota; Viridiplantae; Streptophyta; Magnoliopsida; Fabales; Fabaceae
Exons: 11
Coding region: 561-3884 (1107 amino acids)
Source: RefSeq, a predicted model, not a curated record